This is a messenger RNA of Zychaea mexicana, 1018 nucleotides long. Its product is annotated as Longin-like domain-containing protein. Bases 190 to 843 code for a protein of 217 amino acids. The transcript is spliced from 5 exons. Gene Ontology annotation, cellular component: SNARE complex; endoplasmic reticulum membrane; Golgi membrane. Gene Ontology annotation, biological process: vesicle fusion with Golgi apparatus; retrograde vesicle-mediated transport, Golgi to endoplasmic reticulum; endoplasmic reticulum to Golgi vesicle-mediated transport. Lineage: Eukaryota; Fungi; Mucoromycota; Mucoromycetes; Mucorales; Lichtheimiaceae. The record is from RefSeq and is a predicted model, not a curated record. Gene Ontology annotation, molecular function: SNAP receptor activity.
CAUUCUCUAUUGUCGUAGUUAUGUUGCUCUAACGUAGUAUUGGGCUCCUGGUCUAUGCAAAAAACUGGAGGGACGACGGGGGAGUUGUUUCCCUAAUUUGAAAUGGCUCCCCCUCUUCCAAAAAAGAAAAAAUCACGAGGGAGCGCGAAAAGCUGACUGGAAAACGUGUCUUUUUCUCGUUCAAAAAUCAUGGUAAAGACAACCAUUAUCGCUCGGGUUUCCGAUGGCCUGCCAUUAGCUGCCAGUAUGGAUGACGAACAGGUGGAGACGGAAUUGGCAGAAUACAAAGGCCAGGCUAAGAGCAUUUUUAAGCGACUCAACGUCAAUUCCGAACCGAGAUGUUCUAUCGAAUCAGGACCUUAUGUUUUUCACUAUAUCAUUGAAGGCAGUGUAUGCUAUCUGUGCAUCUGCGACAAAUCAUACCCUCGCAAGCUUGCAUUCAGCUAUCUCGAAGAACUGGCCAAGGAAUUCAAUAUGAGCUAUGGAAAUGAGGCAGAGAAGCCUGGUUUACGACCUUAUGCUUUCGUCAAGUUUGAUACGUUCAUGCAAAAAACCAAAAGAAUAUACCAAGACACACGAACACAGAACAACCUGACCAAGUUGAAUGAGGAUUUGCAGGAUGUGACCCGUAUCAUGACAAAGAACAUGGAGGAUCUUUUGUGGCGUGGAGACAGUUUGGAUCGAAUGAGCCAUAUCUCGGGAGAGCUGAAGGAUAGCGCCAAGAUGUUCAAGGAUAAAGCACGCCAUCUCAAUCUGCAAGCGUUGUAUCGGAAAUACGGUCCACCUGCCAUUAUUGCAUCUGUCAUUUUGGGUGUGUUACUGGUCAGAUACUAUUUGUUCUAAGGGUCCCCCUCCCGUCAGCGAGUAUGUAGUAGUCGGAACCCCUCCCCCCUCCAUUGUGUGUAUAUAAAAAAAAAUAUCCAAAACGUGCGUGUGUAAUGUGUGUGUGUGUGGGUGAUGUACGUAACGUACGUAGUAUAUUAAAAAAAAAGUGAAACGUGACGUCCUUUUCAUGCAA